CACAAGCGGCGGAGAGACAAUAGGGCAACGGCGGUCGCUCUGUCAGACGCAUCAGCGCGAUGUGCACAAGAAUCAAUAUCAGUGCAUCGAGGCUUUAAGAAAAUAGCAGAGAGGGCAGCAGAAAAAAAAAAAAUUGCUCCCGAUGUUCUAGUUGUUAACACUGACCACAACGGAAUGACAGCGGGGGUCUGCGCAUCAUUUGCUCCUUAAAACGAUUUCUAAAUCAACGCUGUUGUCGUGGAAACUGGUCCCUCUGUCUCUGGAAUAAUGAGCUCCUCGCCGCACAUGUCCCGUUCCUCCAUUGACGUCCUGGAAGAGCUGCAGCUCAUCACUGCUGAGAACCUGGAGAAGCUGGACUUUAACAAAUACUAUGAGGUCAUUAGGGAGCUUGGCAAGGGCACCUACGGCAAGGUGGACCUGGUCAUCCACAAGAUCAGAGGCACGAAAAUGGCCUUGAAAUUCUUGCGGAAGAAAACAACUAAGCUGAAGAGUUUCCUACGCGAGUACUGCAUCUCUCUUUACCUGUCACCCUGUCCUUUUAUCAUCAACAUGUAUGGCAUUGCCUUCGAAACUGAUGAAUACUACAUCUUCGCUCAAGAGUAUGCACUAGCAGGCGAUCUGUUUGACAUCAUUCCUCCGCAGGUUGGACUGCCGGAGAACGUUGCCAAGCGGUGUGUGCACCAGGUGGCGAUUGCUCUGGAUUACCUGCACUGCAAGAAGCUGGUGCAUCGUGACAUAAAACCGGAGAACGUCCUGAUCUUUGACAAGGAGUGCCGGAAGGUGAAACUGUCAGACUUUGGCAUGACUCGCUGCGCUGGCUCUCCGGUGAAGAGGGUGAGCGGAACCAUCCCGUACACGGCUCCGGAGCUGUGCGACCCCGGCCGACAAGAGGGCCUCUGUGUAGACUACAGCACCGACGUGUGGGCUUUCGGAGUGCUUCUGUUCUGCAUGCUCACUGGGAAUUUCCCCUGGGAGAAAGCCCUCCCGACGGACGCCUUCUACGAGGAGUUUGUGCGCUGGCAGCACCGGCGGAGGCGAACCAGCGCGGUGCCUUCGCAGUGGCGCCGCUUCACUGACGAGGCGCUCCGCAUGUUCCGGUGCCUGCUGGCCAUUGAGCAGGACCGCCGCUGCUCUGUCAAAGAGGUCUUCAACUACUUCAACCACUGCUGGAUGCUCGACACGGAGAACGGCAACACCACCCACGUCCCGAGCGGGAACAGCAACAACGGUGCGGUGAUGAAUGGCCGUCAGGCUGAGCUUAGCUCUUCGUCCUCUGAAGAGGAUGAGUUGGUGGACCGUUUGAAGCAGCAGAGCUUGUCACCUGUGUGCGGAGUAGCUAAAGGAGGCAUCGUCAUGGAGCCAGUGACGGCGCACUACUCCUCUACGUCCACGAACAGCCCUGCUUCCUCCACUGGCGGCUAUGAGCGCGUCUCUCGUGAUAACAACGGCAACAGUGGUCGAAUCUUAGUCACAACGCCGAUUGAAAUAUGCGUGUAGACAGGUCACUGGCAUUGACCGACCUUGCACAUAUACUUGGGAUGACUAGAUGACAAUGAGGACUCAAGUUCUCGCGAAGACAACGCGGCAAAGGAAACGUUGGUAGCUGACGCACUAAUGCUCAGCGUCCCAAGAAGAGCUGACAGCUUGAAACUCUUCCUGAUGACGAGUAUCUCUGAGGGAAUCUGUAAGAGUUUGCAGAUUGUGUCUCAACCACGUUUUCCACGUAUAAUCAGACCAAAACGCAAGCAACUUUAGAAGAAUAGAAAAAAACUACAAUUUUUUUUUUUCCGGAAAUAUGAAGCAAUAUGUUGUUUUUUUAGUGCAAAAGUGAUGAAAAAGAUUUUAAUGACUUUGAUUUGGAACAUAAGGAACGAAAAAAAAAAAAAAACAGCAAAAACAUUUCAUGUGGAGACUUACGUGGUUUCUGAAGCACAGUAGGAACUGUGUUGGUAUUGUUUCGUGCUUGUGCAUCCCUGUGGUCAGUGGAUAUGACUUUGGAAGCUUAUUGGUUACUUUAAGUGUGUUGUAUUAUUCAUUUUGGUCUUGACCUUUUUGUUAUUUAUUUAAUAUUGUAGCAUUACAAUGUUAAAAUUAUAAUUUGCUGAGAAUCUGCACUGUCAAAUCUCGGUUUGCUCACUAUUAAACCAAAACUGGCAAGAAAAGAUCACUUGAUAUCGGAAGACUGUUAGAGAGGUUUGAAUUGUAGAUCGAAAGCUCUUUUCCUUGAUUAACAUACAUGCAAUCCACAGCGAGUAAUUCCUUUCUGUCUAGGAGUGCGAUACUUGGUCCUUCUUUCAUUUAGAAACAUAAAAUGAAGAAUAGUUUAGAAACGAUGGCUACCAAAAACACACAUCAAAAACCACACAGCCACUGUAAAGUAAAGCCCGACAUUAUGUACUUUACAAUAUUUCCUUUUUUUUUUCAUUCUUCUGAGCAUUACGGAUGGAGACCUGAUAGCACACGUAUAUCACUGAGACGUCUUUUUCAUUUUCUCUAGAUGUCAGUUUCGGACUCUCUUAGAAAAGAAACUAUUGGAUGUUAGAAUGAAUUUUAGUCAGUGUUUUUGCAGUGUUAUGACAUUAAGAUUUUUAUAUAUGAAUUUGCGUUAAUCAGACGUUUGAAGAGAAAACGUGAUGCUUAAAAGAGCAUGUUAUGCUUUCCAAAUUUGCAAUGUUCUUUUUUAAUAGAUGUCUUGUUGAUGGACAUGUGCUUACUGAGUGAAGUUUAAGGAUUUCUCAGGUAUACCAUUCACUGUGUAACAUUAAAGUCAACAUGAAGUCAAAAUGUACCCUAUUUACUUUCCUAAUAUAUAUUCCCAGUCUUUCUGUGCACUUACCAGUGUGCAUUAUUCAAAACAUAAAGCGUUUUCUUCCAAAAUCGCCCCUUUCAAACCUUCCCCUUAACCACUUGUCAGUUACACUUUUCAAAAUAGAUUUCAGCCUACCGCCUCCUUUAAACCUGUAUCCUGUUUUACAUUAAAAUGUCAAAUGAUGGUUAUUAAUAGUAAAAUCAUUCGUGAAACGGUUUCAAAUAACAUUUCUUGUCUUUAACACCUAAUUUGUUACUUGAUGCGUAGGAAGGAUCUGUUAAAUGAAAAUGUCGUUUUUAUGUUUCAUGACUAAUGGGGCAUUGAUGUCUAAAAAAAAUGCUGCUUUGGUCCAAAAAAUGAAGGUCCAGUUAUAAGAUCUUUAAUUUGGACCAUUAAUUACAAAUAAAAAAUGUUACCAGCUGCUAAACCUGGUAUACUUUUGUGGUUAAAAUGCCAAUAAAGUGGAACGUACCCCGUUCCACAAAAAAAGUCUUGCGCAAUUUUAAAAAAGGUUUUCAUUGUUUUUAUUUAAUAUUUAUACAUUUUAUUAUGGCAUAUGUUCAAUUUCAUACUCUUGUUUGAAGAAAGGUAGCAACUGAAGUUAAUUUGUUGGAACUGUUUUGAUCUUGUGUCGUUAAAAUGCAAAAAUGAAAGUGUCGACAAUGGGCAUUUGCAUGGGUAUAACAGAAAACCAAUGUAAGGGGAUGGUAUCUACUUUUUAGAAUUGUGACAAUUAUUGUGUAGUAAUAUUUUAAAUUAGCACAAGUUUGCAUAACUUAAUAAAAAAUUCAGUGGAGUCAAAAAGGACAAUGUGAAAGGACGAAAUGGAAAGGAACAACGUGGAACUUAUAUGGCCAGCCAACGUUUAUGAAGGAAACUACAAAACAUAUUGACAUGCUCACAGACAAUAUCCAUGAAGAAGCCGAAAGACAUUUUAACCCUGCAAAAUGUAUGAAGAAAACAAGUCAAAUGUGAAUUUGUUUUGUUAAAAGGAGAAAAGCAAAAACAGACAUUUCAACGUGUUGUGUUUUCCAGAAAUAUUUGCAUGAAUCAACAUUGCUCUGGAGAAACAUUGUAGAAAUAAACACUAAAAGUACUGAA
Puntigrus tetrazona (Sumatra barb) is the source of this 3910-nucleotide messenger RNA. Its product is annotated as un-named sa1261. Gene Ontology annotation, biological process: peptidyl-threonine phosphorylation; peptidyl-serine phosphorylation. The coding region runs from base 268 to 1497 and encodes 409 amino acids. The transcript is spliced from 4 exons. The record is from RefSeq and is a predicted model, not a curated record. NCBI's taxonomy places the organism in Eukaryota, Metazoa, Chordata, Actinopteri, Cypriniformes, Cyprinidae. Gene Ontology annotation, molecular function: protein serine/threonine kinase activity; ATP binding.